AUGACCCCAUCACCACAACCACAAGGCAAAAGCCUAAACGUGAUCGCCCUAAUAUCCGGAGGAAAAGACUCCCUCUACUCCCUCCUACACUGUAUCCGCAACGGCCACAAAGUCAUCGCCCUAGCCAAUCUCCACCCGCCCGUCCAAGAUGCCCAAGAAGACAUCGACAGCUUCAUGUACCAAACCAUUGGCCACGCCGUAAUCCCCCUCUACGAGCAGGCCUUGGACAUCCCUCUUUACCGCGCCCCCAUUUCCGGCGGCGCGGUCGACACAGCCCGCAUCUAUCGCAAUGAUGCCGCGGAUCAGAUGGCUGAAUCCCACCAGGAAGAUGGCCAAGAUGAGACGGAGUCGCUCGUUCCGCUGCUGAAACGGGUUAUGGAACGUCAUCCGGAGGCGAAUGCUGUCUGUGCUGGGGCGAUCUUGUCUACUUAUCAAAGAACGAGGAUUGAGAAUGUGGCGUUUCGGUUGGGGUUGACGCCGUUGGCUUGGUUGUGGAAUUAUCCGGUGCUUCCUGCGCCGGUGGAGCGGGAGGGCGUGGUUACGCAGGCUGGGUUAUUGGAGGAUAUGGCGGGCGUUGGGUGUGAGGCGAGGAUUAUUAAGGUUGCCUCUGGGGGGUUGGAUGAGGGGUUUCUUUGGGGGGAUGUUUCGAGUGCGGAUGGGCUUGUGCGGAGGAGGAUUGAGAGGGGGAUGAGGAGGUUUGUGGUGGAUGAUCUUGGGGGUGCGGUUCUAGGGGAGGGGGGUGAGUAUGAGAGUCUGGCGGUUGAUGGGCCUGGGUUUCUUUGGAAGGGGAGGAUUGAGAUUGAGGAGAGGGAGGUCUGUUCUGGGGAGGGGGGUGUUGGGUUUGUGAGGCUUCGGGGGGCGAGGUGUGUGCCCAAGGAUGGAGAGGAUGGGGUUUCGCCGGGGGAUGUGAGGCGGCCGGCGUUGUUAGAUGUGAAGUUCUCUGGGGUUUUGGAUGGGGUGGUUUCGGAGGUGGGGGAUUUGGAGCUCAAGACUGUGGAGGAGUCUCAGUCGAUGUGGCGGCUUGGGGAGGUCGCUCAAUCGAGGAAUGGUGGUACUUGGGCUAUCUCGAAUCUUGCGGCGCCUGAGGCUGGUCCUGGUGCUGGGGAGCAGAUGGAGGCGAUUGCGCGGAAGAUACAGCUUAUAUUGGAGUCUACGGGUACGCGGACACCGGCUGAUAUUGUCUUUGCUACGGUUUUGAUUCGCUCGAUGGUUGAUUUCCCGUUGAUGAACGAUAUCUACGUUUCGCUUUUUAAGAAGCCGAAUCCCCCGGCUAGAGCUACGGUGGCCUGUGGGAAUAGCCUCCCCGAGGGCGUGAAUAUUAUGGUCUCGUUGGUCGUUGAUUUGGGUCCUAGGGAUCUGCGGCAGGGUCUUCAUGUUCAGUCCCGAUCAUACUGGGCCCCGGCUAAUAUUGGGCCGUAUUCCCAGGCUAUGUCUAUUCCGGUGCGAUCAGAGCGGCUGGUGUACAUUGCCGGUCAGAUACCUCUGGAACCGGCGUCGAUGGAUAUGGUGGCUGGCCCAGAGUCGUGGCUAGAGGGCUACUCCUUGCGAGCGGUGCUGUCUUUGCAGCACAUGUGGAGGAUUGGGGCAGCGAUGCAGGUUGACUGGUGGCUGGGGGCAGUUGCGUAUCUAACGGGAGCAGAUCAUAUCGGUACCAAAGCGCAAAUCGCAUGGCGUCUGUGGGAGAUGAUGUAUGCCCAGCAAACAGAUUCAGACGAGGAUGACGAAGAGCCGGUGUUGGAUGCUUGGGACAUCAAGUAUGGAGGACGAGCUCAUGACCAGCCAAUAAACCUAGAGGCAGCUGCUUUGCCUAACAUAUCCGUGGUGCAGUCGGACGUACUGGUUCCUCCAUUUUUUGCUGUCCAGGUUGCCGAACUUCCCCGGGGUAGCGAUAUCGAAUGGCAGGGUUUGGGUUGCCGGUGUGGUGGCUUGAAAAUGGCUGCGGAAGAAUUGGAUGUUGGUCGCAAGAUCGACACCAUCACGGACGGGAAUCUGCGAUACACAGGAGUCGAGAUUGACAAUGGUACCGAACUGGAGUCGUGCCUGCAGCGCCUUCUCGAAAGAUACUCCACAGCGGGUGUUUCCCAUGCAGUUCUCUACACAGCACAGCCGCUGUCUGCCAAUACUUGGCCGGGUCAGAUCGUGCCUUGCACGUCAGUAUGGGGCCAAAAAGGGCGGCAAUUGGCGGCUGGGAUUAUCCUACAGACGCAUAACCCCACGGACGCGUGGACAGAGUAG
Aspergillus oryzae RIB40 is the source of this 2235-nucleotide messenger RNA. RefSeq names its product diphthine--ammonia ligase family protein. The transcript has a single exon. The coding region runs from base 1 to 2235 and encodes 744 amino acids. Lineage: Eukaryota; Fungi; Ascomycota; Eurotiomycetes; Eurotiales; Aspergillaceae. The record is from RefSeq and is a predicted model, not a curated record. Gene Ontology annotation, molecular function: diphthine-ammonia ligase activity. Gene Ontology annotation, biological process: protein histidyl modification to diphthamide.